Messenger RNA from Xenia sp. Carnegie-2017, 1095 nucleotides. Its product is annotated as mucin-2-like. The coding region runs from base 1 to 1095 and encodes 364 amino acids. The transcript has a single exon. NCBI's taxonomy places the organism in Eukaryota, Metazoa, Cnidaria, Anthozoa, Malacalcyonacea, Xeniidae. The record is from RefSeq and is a predicted model, not a curated record.
AUGGACCCUGCUGAAUGCGAUGCACACAGGAAAGCUCAUGCUACUGCCUCACAGCCAGGUCAAGUGUUCAGCCCACCGAUCCCUCUUAUUGACCCCGCAACAGAUGAGCUUUCCCUUGUAGCAAGCCCAGACCAGUCGCUGAUAUGUGGCAGCCACGGACGUGGUCUGUCGGCCCCGCCAUCGCUAUCGCCUAUGAAGCUGGACAUCAAACUCCUCUCCACGCACGAAUCACUCCGCCUUACAUCACCAAAGAAAGCCUCUAAGCCCUUGGCGCCACACCAACUUCAUCGUCACUCUCCACUGAACCCAUUGGCUACCCCGUUCGAUCCCUCGUCAUCGCCUACACAACCACCCGUGUCGAGUCCUCCACUAUCGUUCUCGUCACCUGAUUGGAUAACGUUAGACCCUCCUACAUCGCAGGACGAUAGACUCUCCAUACAUGGAGGAUCUCCGCUAGGCAAUCGUAGCAACACGCCUGACACCAUCCACCAGCCAUCACCCACCAUCCCAUCUCAAUUUACCAUACCCACACAACCUCCAACCUUCUACUCCAACACUGGCAACACAACUCAGGCCCAUCAUCCAUCCAUAUCAACCACAUCAUCAGAGAAAUCGCUCCCGCUACCACCCAUCACAGACGACCAAUCCCCGCAGCUCACUCCCCCAACGACAACCACAUCUCAGCAGCUUUUCAACGACAGGUGCACGAUUUUGGAGACCAUUCGACCCAAACUCGCUAACCUCCGUCGUAUGCUACAAGAUGGAGAUGAGACCCCCACCACAACGCAGACCUCACCACCACAGCCGCUCACAACGCCUAGCUCGCCGUCAAACUCGCCCUCGCAUGCUUCCAACAGUACAUCCCCGUCGGACAACCCUUCACCAGCGGUGACAGCGAUGGGAAGAUAUAUAGAAAUAAACCACUCGAUCUUCACCGACACAGACUCGCACACGAUAAUAGAAGUUGCACCUCCGCUCCCAGUGUCACAACAAACACACCCCCACUAUCCCAGUGUCACAACAGACCCACCCCAACGUCACAACAGACCCACCCCAACGAAGACCUCCGCUAGGCAGAGGAAUUCCACGGGCUAA